GCUCUCUAGCCUUUGGCUGGGUGCAACUUCCAUUUUAGGUGUUGGAUCUGAGAGAAAAAAAAAGAGAGAGGGAGAGAGAGAAAGAAGAGUAGGAAAGAUCCUGAAAGGAGGAAGAGGUGGCGAAAAAUCAACUACCUUGCUGGAUUUGUCUUUCUCAGCACAUUGACGAAGCCUUGGGUUUCUUUCUUAAAGGACUGGUUUUUAGAAGUCCACAUUUGAGAGAGUUUGAACGGCCCAGAUCGGUUUCAGCCUUGCUGUUCCUGGGUGGAUCCCUCUUACUUUUCCAGCCAUUUUACAGUAGAACAAAUCAUUCCAGGGACUGUGCUAUAGCUCUCUCCUUCCUGCUUCCUCCUUGCUGUGGUGGCUGGGAUGCUUCUUCCAUGAUUUUUUGAAUCUAGACUGGGCUGUUCUCUGUGUUAAACCAAUCAAUUACGACCUCCUCUUAACAGUGUGAAGUGAGGGGGCCUUCUCCCUCCUUCCUCCUCCCUCUGUGAUCCACCUUCCUUUUUACCCUGCCGUGCGGCGGCUCUGCCCCUUACCUUCAUGGACGACUCAGAGGUGGAGUCGACCGCCAGCAUCUUGGCCUCUGUGAAGGAACAAGAGGCCCAGUUUGAGAAGCUGACCCGGGCGCUGGAGGAGGAACGGCGCCACGUCUCGGCGCAACUGGAACGCGUCCGGGUCUCACCACAAGAUGCCAACCCACUCAUGGCCAACGGCACCCUCACCCGCCGGCAUCAGAACGGCCGGUUUGUGGGCGAUGCUGACCUUGAGCGACAGAAAUUUUCAGAUCUGAAACUCAACGGACCCCAGGAUCACAGUCACCUUCUGUAUAGCACCAUCCCCAGGAUGCAGGAGCCAGGGCAGAUUGUGGAGACCUACACAGAGGAGGACCCUGAGGGAGCCAUGUCUGUUGUUUCUGUGGAGACUUCAGAUGAUGGAACCACUCGGCGCACAGAGACCACAGUGAAGAAAGUAGUGAAGACUGUGACAACACGGACAGUACAGCCAGUCCCUAUGGGACCAGAUGGGCUGCCUGUGGAUGCCUCAUCAGUUUCUAACAACUAUAUCCAGACUCUGGGUCGUGACUUCCGCAAGAAUGGCAAUGGGGGACCUGGUCCAUACGUGGGGCAAGCAGGCACUGCUACCCUGCCCAGGAACUUCCACUACCCUCCUGAUGGAUAUAGCCGCCACUAUGAAGAUGGUUAUCCAAGUAGCAGUGACAACUAUGGCAGUCUGUCCCGGGUGACCCGCAUUGAGGAGCGGUAUAGGCCCAGCAUGGAGGGUUACCGGGCGCCUAGUAGACAGGAUGUCUACGGGCCCCAGCCCCAGGUUCGGGUAGGUGGGAGCAGCGUGGAUCUGCAUCGCUUUCAUCCAGAGCCUUAUGGGCUAGAGGAUGAUCAGCGUAGCGUAGCCUACGAUGACCUGGAUUACGGCAUGAUGUCUGAUUAUGGCACUGCCCGUCGAACUGGGACACCCUCUGACCCUCGCCGACGCCUCAGGAGCUAUGAAGACAUGAUUGGUGAGGAGGUGCCAUCGGACCAGUACUAUUGGGCUCCUUUGGCCCAGCACGAACGGGGAAGUUUAGCAAGUUUGGAUAGCCUGCGCAAGGGAGGGCCCGCACCCCCGAAUUGGAGACAGCCAGAGCUGCCGGAGGUGAUAGCCAUGCUAGGAUUCCGCUUGGAUGCCGUCAAGUCCAAUGCCGCUGCGUACCUGCAACACUUGUGCUACCGCAAUGACAAGGUGAAGACCGACGUUCGGAAGCUAAAAGGCAUCCCAGUACUGGUGGGAUUGUUAGACCACCCAAAAAAGGAAGUGCACCUUGGAGCCUGUGGAGCUCUCAAGAAUAUCUCUUUUGGGCGUGACCAGGAUAACAAGAUUGCCAUAAAAAACUGUGAUGGUGUUCCUGCCCUUGUGCGAUUGCUCCGAAAGGCUCGCGAUAUGGAUCUCACUGAAGUCAUUACUGGAACCCUGUGGAAUCUUUCAUCCCAUGACUCAAUCAAAAUGGAGAUUGUGGACCAUGCACUGCAUGCCUUGACAGAUGAAGUGAUCAUUCCGCAUUCUGGUUGGGAGCGGGAACCUAAUGAAGAUUGUAAGCCACGCCAUAUUGAGUGGGAGUCGGUGCUCACCAACACAGCUGGCUGCCUUAGAAAUGUCAGCUCAGAGAGGAGUGAAGCUCGCCGGAAACUUCGGGAAUGUGAUGGUUUAGUGGAUGCCCUCAUUUUCAUUGUUCAGGCUGAGAUUGGGCAGAAAGACUCGGACAGCAAGCUUGUGGAGAACUGUGUUUGCCUCCUUCGGAACUUGUCGUAUCAAGUUCACCGGGAGAUCCCACAGGCAGAACGUUACCAAGAGGCCCCUCCCAGUGUUGCCAACAAUACAGGGCCACAUGCUGCCAGUUGCUUUGGGGCGAAGAAGGGCAAAGAUGAGUGGUUCUCCAGAGGGAAAAAACCCACAGAGGAUCCAGCGAAUGAUACAGUGGAUUUCCCUAAAAGAACUAGUCCUGCUAGAGGCUAUGAGCUUUUAUUUCAGCCAGAGGUGGUUCGGAUAUACAUCUCACUUCUCAAGGAAAGUAAGACUCCUGCCAUCCUAGAAGCCUCAGCUGGAGCUAUCCAGAACUUGUGUGCUGGGCGCUGGACAUAUGGUCGAUACAUCCGCUCCGCUCUGCGUCAAGAGAAGGCUCUUUCUGCCAUUGCUGACCUCCUGACCAAUGAACAUGAGCGAGUGGUGAAAGCUGCAUCUGGAGCACUGAGAAAUCUGGCCGUGGAUGCUCGCAACAAAGAAUUAAUUGGUAAACAUGCUAUUCCCAACUUGGUAAAGAAUCUGCCAGGAGGGCAGCAGAGCCCUUCCCAGAAUUUCUCUGAAGACACCGUGGUCUCUAUUUUGAACACCAUCAAUGAGGUUAUUGCCGAGAACUUGGAGGCUGCCAAAAAGCUUCGAGAGACACAGGGUAUUGAGAAGCUGGUGUUGAUCAACAAAUCAGGGAACCGCUCAGAAAAAGAAGGUCGAGCAGCAGCACUUGUAUUACAAACAAUCUGGGGCUAUAAGGAACUGCGGAAGCCACUGGAAAAAGAAGGAUGGAAGAAAUCAGACUUUCAGGUGAAUCUAAACAAUGCUUCUAGAAGCCAGAGCAGUCAUUCAUAUGAUGAUAGCACACUCCCUCUCAUUGACCGGAACCAGAAAUCAGAUAAGAAACCUGAUCGGGAAGAAAUUCAGAUGAGCAAUAUGGGAUCAAACACAAAAUUGUUAGAUAACAACUAUUCCACACUGAAUGAGAGAGGGGACCACAGCAGAACACUGGAUCGAUCCGGAGAUCUAGGUGAAAUGGAGCCAUUGAAGGGAACACCCCUGAUGCAGGACGAGGGGCAGGAAUCUCUGGAGGAAGAGUUGGAUAUGUUGGUUUUGGAUGAUGAGGGGGACCAAGUGUCUUACCCCCCCAUGCAGAAGAUUUAGCACCACUAUCUCCGCUACAUCUGGGCUUAUAAUAUAUGUACUUUUAUUUUUUGGUGGUGAAAUGGACUGAUUUUUCCCUUUCUUCGCUGGACUAUUGUGCCAACUGCCAGGCUGCCUCCUGCCCUUAUAGCCCUAAGUGGCUGCCUUCUUUCCAUCAACUCCUAACUUUUUCCAGUGAAGCUUAGUUGUCCCUCCUCCCCUCUACAAAUCCCCUCCAAUUGCUCCUAAGAAGCCUUGACUCAGUUAUAUGCAUAUCUUGAGAAACUGCUGCAGAUUAGCUCUUUUUUGCCAGCUCUCCCUGGAACUCUUGGCCUUGUGUGGAAGGAGGGGAGAGAGUGGGAAUCUUCACUGGAAGCUGUGGGAAGAAUUGGAAGUUACGUGCUAUAUAUGCAGUGUCCAGCAAUGCAUAAACCGAUGAUUCUUAAUCAAGAUUUUUUUUUUCCUGGUGGGGAAGGGAUUUUUUAUGUUUUUGGAGAAUGGGAAGUGCAAGCUCUUCCCUUAUUCCUAAUGACUAUUUUUGAAGCAAAGAAGGCCGGCAACCUUGGCACAUUCCAUCUGGCAAGGGCUCUUAAGUAAGUGAAGGUCUCCUAGAACUGAGAUUAAGAAACCUUGCUCUCCUCAUCUCCAGGGCAGGGACCAUCAAGGAUCUACAGACUCCAUCUCUUCUCCAAGCCUCAUGUCAACCCUGGGCUGCUGUCACUGCCCCUUACUGAGGCUGUCCUUAACCCUCCUCUCCCAUCCUGUGAUAAUGUCUGCUGACUUGGCCUGGCCAUUUCCAAGAGGCUAUAGAAAGAGGAGACUGUGUCAAGGAAGACUUUUUGGGUGAGAAGGAGCAGAAAGAUGUCUUAUGGGGAGGAGAAAAACUUACUAAGAGGAGCUAAUAGGAAUGUACAAGAAUCACUUAGUCUGAAACUGGCAGGAAGCUUCAAAGCUGGCUUCCCCCACCCUUAUUUCUCCUUUUUCUACCCUUGGAGCCCUAUCCUCCCCUGCCUCCUCCCUUGACUGGGUGGCUAACUAAAGGACUUGAUGUACAUACUCCUGCCCCCUUUACCCUUUAAAAGGUGAGAUUGCCCCUGGCUUUGCCUCUUCUUUGUGCCUUUGGCCUGGGGUGCAUCUCCUCCUUCCCUUCCAUGUGCCUUUCUUUGCCUCUGCAGUCUCAUUUUUCAUGAUUUUGCAAAUUAUAUUUUGUUGCUUUCUUACCCACUAUUGGCCCUAAAUAAGCAGAAAGAAGAGAAGAGGUGACCUAGAGAACCUCAGAUUCUCCACUGGGAAUUGGUGUAGCCUCUAAUUUCAGCCAUCACAAGCUUUUGCUCAACAUUAUAUGGUUGGGAUUUUGCAAAAAUCCUGUUCUGAUGAAUCUCAAAAUGAGGUUGGUGGGAGGAGGUACGACUCUUACCCCUCAGUUGCCCAGAAUUUACCAUCAUCUCUGAAGGGGUUAUAGGGAAGUCGUGUCCCCCCCACCCCGAACCUCCUCCUUUCAGUUUAAUGUAUAGUAGCAGGUUGGGCUAGAGGAAUCAGCUGCUGUGCUGGUUGAUUUUUUUUUUUUUUUAAACCUUUUUCUUUAUUUGCCUUUUACUCCUCCCCUUAAUCUAAAGCUCUAUUCAGUGCAACUGGAAAUCUUUAUCCUUCUCCUCUCUCCCCCUUCCCUUAUAUAUUGAGGCUAUGGGGUAGGAGAAAAGUGCACAAUCCACCAACCCCCUUCCCGUUCCCCUUCUCCUAUGCAUUAAAAUCCCUUAUUUACCCUUUCCCCCCUCCCAUUUCUUCCCACUCCUUUUCUGGCAAAAAGGAGCCUUUUCCUGUGACCCUAAGAGCAUACUGCACAGGGGAAUUGCCCCAUCCGGACCUGGCUCCACUCUUGGUUUCUCUUGUCCUCUUCUGCUCUUUUCCUGGUGCUCUUUUUCUCGGUGGGGUGUGGGUAAUAGAACAGUCGUGAGCUUUGGGGGACCUUUAACUAUUUUGUUUUUUCUUUUUUGUCUAUAAAAACACUAAACAUUCAAUUCCAGAGAACCAAAAAUCCCACCUUCCCACCGAACACUACUAAGGGGCAUGUCUUCUGCUCCAUACCUUUUCUGUUUUUCUUUCUCUCUUGUUAAUGCUUUUAAAAACAAAUGAGUUUUUUAUAUAAAUAAAGUUUUUAAAGUGUGUAUGUGGGGGUUCUGUGUCAUUUCUUCACUUCAAGCUAUAUCUCUUCUCUCCUUUCAUCUUGGUUACUUCCUUAUGUAUCAGUGUCCUUUUUCUCUGCAGAGCACCCAAGAAGAGGGUUAUACCAGGAUGGAUUUAUUUUGAGCUCAGUCCCAACUCUUAUCAAGCGACAUUCCUUUUAAUUAUAUAUGGAACGUUUUUCCUUUGAAGAUUCUUAAAAAUUAAAUGUGGCCAAGUAGAGCAUGGGAAGUUGAUCACUAACUUAGAGAUAGGAAACUGAAGUAUAAAGAAUUAAUGACUUCCUUAGUCACUGAAAUUCUUGUGCAACAUUGGACAAAACUAACACUGAAUAAAGCCCAUUGCAAUACAUGGCCCUCUUGAAUGUAACAUUUAUGGGUAGAAGAUUAGAAUGUACCAACUCCAACUGCCGUCCUAAUAAAUAUGAAAAUGUAGAAUUAAAAGGCUCAUGUAUAUAAGUACUGAACAGUGGGCCAUAAUGUUGCUUCUCAGGCUAUCUGCAGUCCUUUAAUAAGAAGACAAGGGACAGGCCUAUAGCUCCCUUUGGUGUCCUACCAAAUAAUACUUGGGUGGGUAGCAAAUACUUGUUGGAUUACCAGGGAUUGUCUUUACUGCAGAGGCCAAGGAUUAAGACCUGUGGAAAGAGACUUAUUUUUCUGGGGCCCAUAUUUCCUGUUAUAUAAUUAAAAGACUCGAGAAUUUAUGUAAAAUGCUUUUUGUAUGCCCGUUCUUUAGAUUAAACAUAUAUAGCUGCUUCA
Molecule: messenger RNA, 6365 nt
Organism: Diceros bicornis minor
Lineage: Eukaryota; Metazoa; Chordata; Mammalia; Perissodactyla; Rhinocerotidae
Gene: CTNND1
Product: catenin delta 1
Exons: 23
Coding region: 544-3447 (967 amino acids)
Biological process (GO): cell-cell adhesion; cell-cell junction assembly
Cellular component (GO): plasma membrane; cytoplasm; adherens junction
Molecular function (GO): cadherin binding
Source: RefSeq, a predicted model, not a curated record